GCUUAACGUAGUCAGAUGCCAGUCUAUGCAGCGCACGGCUCUAACGAGCCAAGAAUGACUAGCGCAUUUCGAAUGGCAAGAACGGUCGUCGCCGUGCACGUAUGCCUGGCGCUCCUGUUACCAGCGGUCUUGGGCCUCGGUGAACACAAGCUCCACAGAAACAAGACGAAUGCAUUACAGAUUUUUGAGAUCUUUCCGGACGCUGUAGCCCUGUACACUUCCAGCAACGACCCGAGCCUGAAGUGUGUGACCGCCGACCGGACAGAAUACGAGCCGAACAAAACGGUCACUUACACUUGGAAUCUGCACAGUGACCAAGAGUCAAAAAAAGACACGUUCGUGGUCGAAUAUCAACCCGGCCCUGCACAAGACACGGCAAUUGCCAUUGUCAACCAUGACAAGAAGCAUCCCACGUUAGUCAAGUUUGACUACACCAAUAAUAAGAACUGCGUCGUUGCAAAUUUCCCAUACAAGGGCGAAGUAUGCAUACUGUGGGUCCCAAAAGCAUACGUGUCAUCGUUUCCACAAGAAUGCGUCGAUCAGUUUGAAGACAUAUGCGACGCGGAAGUUCCAGCCUACCAAGAAGGCCUGUGUGACGACGCUCUCGGCGAUUAAUAAAAUCAUACGCACGUCCUGUACACUCCAAAUUCCCCUGGAAUUUGUUUCUGAUGUGACCUUCUAAAGCCCUAUGAACAUGCUGCUCGUCAAGAAAACUGUGGUUGCUUCUUCUGCAGUAAAUACAGUAUGUUUAGAACGG
This is a messenger RNA of Dermacentor silvarum, 757 nucleotides long. RefSeq lists its product as uncharacterized. Lineage: Eukaryota; Metazoa; Arthropoda; Arachnida; Ixodida; Ixodidae. Bases 16 to 615 code for a protein of 199 amino acids. Gene Ontology annotation, biological process: symbiont-mediated perturbation of host defenses. The record is from RefSeq and is a predicted model, not a curated record. The transcript has 5 exons. Gene Ontology annotation, molecular function: amine binding.